GCACAUACUUCACAGGACUUUUCAUUACAGAAUUGAAAAUAGAAGUUGCUGGAGUUUGGUUUUGUUUGUUGCUUUUUUUUUUUUUUUUUAAUAACACGGGGUUCAUGUAUGUUUAUAGCAGUUCAUAUGCAAACCACCUCUCAGUACAGUUAGCUUCCAAAAGGUAUGUAGCUUGCAGCAAUGAAAGACCUAGAUAAGAACUAUACUUAAAACUGAAAUAUGUGCUAGAAUACUUUGAGAACGCCGGCUUUUACUAAGUUACUUCUAUUAACUUAAGGAGUUUUCCAGAACAAAGGAUGUGUCAAGCUGAAUAGUUUGCAAAGGAGGUAGUUCAGAUCUUUUAUGCUACAAGUCAGUAAACUUUGCUUACGCAGCCAGCUCCAUUCAUUCUCUGAAGCCAGUCACUUCCCCUGUGGUGGCUGAUAAGAAUUCAGUGGCUUGAGAAGGUGGAGUGUCAGCAUCCUUAGUGCUAAACUCUUUCCCAGGCAUAUCAGUAGCUUCUGUCCAUCAUCCAUGCUGGAAGCUAUUUUGAAAAGGAGAAAUAGAAAUUGGGGAAGGGAAAUCAUGCAUCAUCAUUCUGACUGGAAUGUAUGGAAGACUUUAUGCUGUUUUCACCAUGUGGAUUCACUAGAGAAAUGACCACCUUCGAUCAGCCAAGUAAAAUCAAAAACUUGUUUAUUUGCUGCUCGUGCCCUGCACGGUUGCUGAGACUCUGGACUUGCAGGCGCCCAAGGACAAGGAGGAACCUGCUAGUGGGCACUGCAUGUGUGAUCUACUUGGGAUUCCUUGUCAGUCAAGUGGGUCACAUUUUACCCCAGCACAAAGGAAGACACCAAAAGAUCAGUUCCAGAAGUCUCCAAGAUGCAGCCCAAACUCCUUUUCUGGGCAUCCCACUGGAUGGCACCCUGUCACCGCCCAAUUUCCAGGAACCCCAGCUUGGUGGCAAUGGGACCUUGCUGCCACCCAAUGUAGUUUAUAUCACCUUGCGGUCCAAGCGCAGCAAGCCUGCCAACAUCAGAGGCACAGUGAAGCCAAAACGCAGGAAGAAACAUGCAACUCCUUUGUCCUAUGGGCAGCACUUUCCAAAAGCCACUUUUACUGGCCGGGAAGAGGCCUUUGCCCAACAGCCAGGGAAGGCCACGCAUGCUGCUGGCACAAUGGGAGCACCAAUAGCCCUGGAAGCAGGAAAGCACAAGGAUGAACACAGGCAUAAAGGAAUGGCAAUCAGGGAGAGGGGUCACCGGAGACCUGGAGGGAAUUCUGAAGCUAUAAAGGCACAACCCCAGCCUGAGGAAAGCAAUAUCAGGAUUUACAGUGAGAGCUCUCCCCCUUGGCUGAGCAAAGAUGAUAUCCUAAACAUGCGCAGGCUAGCAGAUUCUCGGAUAGGAAGCAUUCAAGGAGUAUCUUCUCACAAAGCAGUCCGGGUAGUAUUUGCAGGAGGUACCAGCACGACAGGAGCUGCUUGUAAUCAGGGACACUGUGGCAUCGUCAAAAGACCCCUCGACAUCAGCGAGGUGUUUGCCUUUCAUUUGGAUAGGAUCUUGGGGCUAAACAGGAGCUUACCUUCUGUAAGCAGGAGAUCAGAGUUCUUCCAAGAUGGUCAAGCCUGUCCUGUUAUUCUCUGGGAUUCAUCAUUGAGUCCAACAGAUAACAGUACCCAUUCUUCAGUGAGAUUAACCUGGGGGCAAUAUCAGCAGCUAUUGAAGCAGAAAUGCUGGCAGAAUGGUAAAGUUCCAAAAGCUGAGUGGGGCUGUACUGAAAUCCAUCAUCAUGAAUGGUCCAAGAUGGCACUCUUUGAUUUCCUUCUGCAGAUAUAUAGUCGACUAGACAGAAACUGCUGUGGAUUCAAACCUCUCAGGGAGGAUUCCUGCAUGCAGCAAGGACUGAAGCUGAAAUGUAGUGAUCAAGAUGCUGUCCACCUUACACACAUAGUUCAGAGACACCAUGACCAGAGGCACUUAGUCUUUAUAGACAAUAAGGGUUUCUUUGACAGAAACGAGGACAAUCUUGACUUCAAAAUACUGCAAGGAAUCAAUGAAUUCCCUGAAUCUGCAGUUUCAGUGCUGAGAAGCCAGCGUUUACGUGAGAAGCUGCUACAGUCUUUGUUCCUUGACAAAAUAUACUGGGAGAGCCAAGGAGGCAGAAAUGGGAUUGAAAAGCUUAUUGAUGUAAUAGAAAGAAGGUCCAAAAUUCUUCUUACUUAUAUAAAUGCACAUGGAGCCAAAGUAUUGCCGAUGAAUGAAUGAAGCAGUAUUGUUUCUGUCGGAGAGUCUUUAAAAAAAUUGCAUGAACCAAAACCUGACAGUAAAAUUAAUUUAAUUCGUAGGAUAAUUUAAUUUUUCUUCCCCAAAACUUUCAAGUUUAUUUUUAAGUAAGAAAUCUUACAUGGUUUAAAAGCAACAUUUAAAUGUCAGCUACAGCUCAUCUCAGUGCAGUCUCUUCUAUGUCACCAGUGAAAUGAAAUGAAAAAUAACCAACUGGUACAAUAAGUAAUGUAAUAAUAUGUAGGCACCAUGAACACUUCUUCUGUUAAACUGUUUGAAAAUUAGCAAAGGGAUUUUCAAUACAUUAAGCUGGAUCACUCUUACUUUCCUCAUUCAUGUCAAUGAAAGUUUAAUUGCAAAUUUGAAUGGGAGCAGAUAUUUUUAAGCACUUAAUACAUUGAUGAAAACUGUCAUCUCAUCUUGCUGAAACAUAUCUAGUACAGAAAUUUGUUUUGGGUUUUUUGAUUAUAAAUAUUAAAAUGCCAACUUUUCCAAAGGCUUAUUUUAUUUUAUUUUAUUUUGAUCUUUGAAAUCUGAGGACUGAAUCUGACUCUUUUAAAUGUAGGAGUGUUUGCACUGGACAUAAGGGAAAUUUAAAACAGUGAGAACAACAUGGCUUUAACAACAAUAAUUAAUUUGAGAAAACUUUUACCUGUUCCGUAUGGAGUACAAUUUGUCAUGAGUUGCUCGUUACAGUGUACUAUUUCCAGUACAGGUUGUUUGGAUGUACGGGUGAAGGUUCUGCCUGUUGAUUAACUGUCUAUUGGUUAACUCACAGAAUUGUCCUUUAUUACCAUUAGUUUUAAAAAAGGAAUUCACCUUUAGCCUUGUGUGAAUAUGGUGCUAAAUAAGUGUACAUUUUACAACAUUCUUGUCAAUAUUUUUUAUAGACUAUUAUCAAAAAGCAGACCUACUAAGGGUGUGAGUGUUGUUAAACUCAUCACAGAAAACAUUUGUGCUGCUUGCCCAUCUCUAGCUAGAAGUUCAGAAUCUGUUUUUCCAUUAAGAUUGACCACUGCAAGGGGAUGAUUCUAGCUGAUGAUUCACCCCAAGUACUGCUGCAGGUAAACUAGUUAGGGAAGGCUGGAUAAGCUCUUUGGAUUCUUAACCUUCAUCUACUCCAGAAAUAAAAUACAAACUGAUAUAGUCUAUCAUGACAUAUACCUUUUACCUGUCUAUUUAGAAAUACUCAUACUGUCUUUCUAGAGAAAUAUCUAUUAUCUUCUUGUCAUAAUGGCAGAAAUUGAAUACUUUCAUAGCUACUUUUUUCUUUAUACAUAGUAAAAAAAUAUAGGGUGUGUAAGAUUUUAAAAUACUUUUUAAGGUGCUUGUGUAAUGAUAUUAAUGAGAAACUAAAAUGCUUUGUGUCAAUGUUAAUGUGGAUGGGUGAGUUUAAUGUUUUAAGUAACUACAAUUCCACUGCAGCUGAAAUAGAUUUUCUUUCUUAGCAUCAGAAGAGCUAUUAACAAUAAUUGCAUUACUAGAAGAAAUAGAUCUCAGUAUAAGCAGAGUUAAAAUAUUUAGUAAAAUUUUAACAGCAUGGCCAUCUAAAUAGUCUUUUAUUUUAUUCUGUCAGCAAAGGCAGAUAAAUUUGUAAAAAAUUCCUAGAACUUAACUAUUGCCUUGAGAGGGCAUGUUUUAGAGUGCCUAGGACUUCUUAUUAGCACCAAGUAGAAUUUUAUAGGAUUUUCAUGUUAUCCCUUUCUUAAAAUAUUGUAAUUUAUUAGCCACACAAUUUCUAUCACAGAAAGAAUGUGACUAUAGCUUACACUGUGAACAGAGAUUAGAGAAAGAAAUAAUCAGCUGGAUCCAUUUCACAUGGAAUUGCUCUUGCAGUAAAUUUCACUUUUUGAUGAUCAUUAUGAUCAAUUUAUCUCAUUCUUUAUCUUACCAGUUUUCUUCCUGCUAGAUACCUGUUCAAAUGGAUUAUUAUAUGCUGCUGGGAGUAAAAGAAAGGCAUGACUCUCAGCUGCUUUGAACUUUGAUGAGGGCUAAGUGAGUAUACAAGAAUGCACCUGAUCGUGAAAAAAGUGCCAUGAGAGCUUUGCCUUCUAAAUUCUCCCUUUCUAUCUUUAGACUACACAUCUUGAUGCCAAGUCAUUGCCUCACACUGCCCAGUUAUAUUUUUUUCCCAAAUUGACUCAUUGCCCAAGAAGAGAAAGAAAUCAGGAAUUUUUAUCUUUUCAGGUUAGGUAAUUUAUUUUUAUGGUGAUAACUUGAUGCAUUCUUCUCCAUUUCUUCUGGACAUGGACUAUUGUUUCCUUGAGCAUGAUACAUCCUUUUUUAUUUGCCUGGCAGUUCAGUGCCAGCUCUUAAAGCAGCAAUGUAACUGCCAGCUAGUAAGUAAUUGCCCUGAAGCUGACCUGGAACAAUGUCUCCCGGUAGUCCUGAGUUUAAGAGGUUCAAAUAGCCAUGAUGCUGUGCAGUACUUGAAAAUUUGCCCAAGCAUGAAAAGCGUAACUGUAAAGAGAAGAUAUUCUGGAGACAAAUCCUGCAAAUGAAUGUCUUUAGGGAAUGAAUGGUAAUUUUUACUAGACAUUUUUUUGUGUCAGAGGCAUAUAGAUCAAGUUCUCGUUAAAGCUAAUUUACAGGGCAAAACAAUAUCUAGACACAUAAAAAGUACAAGGAGAAGGGUAGGUGAAUUUCCCUCUGCUGCCCAAUAUGGAUCAGAAAGGCACAUAAAGGCACCGUCUUCUCAGAGCUGCUGCAGGCACCAGUGAGUCCAGAGCGAAUGGCCAAGGCAGACUGUGAUGCAUGCAUGACACUUUCCAAGGGUGAAGGAAUACUUUCCCUGAAUGUCUGAAUUUGGGUCUAGGGCAAAGAGUUCUGUAUCCUUCUUUCACCUUACAAUGGCAUCUUAGUGUUGCCCUGUGUGCAGCUGGAGGCUCUGCUUUCUGUGCGGUAUUUCUUAUGCAUACAAACACUCUUUUAGUCUUCAGGAAAGUCAAGAGAGGCUUUGUGAGAUUGGGCAGUGGAACUGGACUGUAAAUUGCUUCUAAUUCUCUAGCAUUGAUAACAAACUCCACAAAGUGCCUUUUCUCCAUAGUGUUUAUCCCGUUGCCAUGGAGCUUGGUACUUGAAUCCAGUAUUCUUAAUAACACAAAGUGUGAUUGCGAUAGUGGUUAUGAGUUCAUACUAGCCAAGUUCUGUGUUUUUUUACAAAAAUGAAGAAUUUUGUAAAUUUUUAGAACAUUUGUAUAAAUGUGCCAAUGUGAAAAAAAUACAACAGAAACACUUUGCAGAGCUUGUCUAUUUGCUGCUACUACAUUAAAGAUAUCUGCUCUCCCUUUGGUAACAGGAGUAAAGUUCAUUCAGUCCACUUCCUUUUAAAACAGUGUGACGUUGGACUGACAUUCCUGCACUGUAGCCUAACUAAUAUUAACCAACAGGAAAAAAACCAAAGAAGCCUUACUCUACCUAUAGUGGUGACUGACAGAAAGCCAAGAAACUGUGUUUUAGCCAUCUUUGCUGGGCUGUCUUCCAUUUAUGGGCAUAAGGGAUCAGACAAAUAUUCAUGUUGCACAUUACUCAGAAGGGUGUAACCAACGGCAACAGUCCAAAACCUGUGGGUAGGAAAAGACAGUUAUGUCAUUCUUGAGUCUGCCUGAAAGCCAGAACCACAUGAAAUGGAAUUACUAAGAAAGUCAAGAGAGUUUGCUGAUUUCAUAACAGUGGAAGACAGAGCUUAAAAUAAGUAGCCCAGACACAGAUGCUUUAAAAUUCCUCAGGAGCCUGCCAGCAACUUAAUAAUCUUAAAUGUUUCAGAAGGUGAGGACAUGAAAACUUUUGUGGAGCACUGUGAGAGCAGUUUCCUUCUUUUUUGGUGUGUAUUCUAUAAUGCACUAUGUUAGAAAAGAUAAAUUCCAUGGUUUCAAAUGAGCAAAUACAGAUUUAGGGUACAUUAAGGGACAAGAUUCCAGUAGCAAUUCUGGGAACACUUUAAUGCAAGUGCGUGUGUGUGAACACAAACAUACAUGUAUGUGUAUAUAUACCUUGGCUUGUUUCUAUAAAAUGGUCAGUUUGCCUAAUAAAAAGUUGUUCAUACAA
Pezoporus occidentalis (night parrot) is the source of this 6311-nucleotide messenger RNA. RefSeq names its product golgi associated kinase 1B (gene GASK1B). The record is from RefSeq and is a predicted model, not a curated record. The coding region runs from base 591 to 2246 and encodes 551 amino acids. Lineage: Eukaryota; Metazoa; Chordata; Aves; Psittaciformes; Psittacidae. Gene Ontology annotation, cellular component: Golgi apparatus. The transcript is spliced from 5 exons.